Helicoverpa zea (corn earworm) is the source of this 522-nucleotide messenger RNA. RefSeq names its product peptidyl-prolyl cis-trans isomerase NIMA-interacting 1-like. The coding region runs from base 1 to 522 and encodes 173 amino acids. Gene Ontology annotation, molecular function: protein binding; peptidyl-prolyl cis-trans isomerase activity. Lineage: Eukaryota; Metazoa; Arthropoda; Insecta; Lepidoptera; Noctuidae. The transcript is spliced from 4 exons. Gene Ontology annotation, cellular component: cytosol; nucleus. The record is from RefSeq and is a predicted model, not a curated record.
AUGUCUUCGGGCCGGCGGCUUCCACGAGGGUGGCGCUCCAUGAUUAGCCGCACCACAGGUGGGGUCUUUUAUUUCAACCGAUACACGCAGACCAUGCAGUGGCACCGGCCUGGUGAGAGACCAACCAACGGGCAUACGUCUCACUCGGCUCAGCGAGAGAGGUCUCGAUCGCGCUCGCCGCAGCAGAGGCUUGCCUGCAGCCAUAUCCUUAUCAAGCAUAAGGACUGUCGCAAUCCAAUUGAUAGCAACGACAAGCCGGUCACCCGGACCAAGGAGGAAGCCAAGUUACUUGCUGCUGAAAUCCACGAGCGGAUUACAAGGGAUCUCAUCACUUUUGCUGACGCUGCUGUGGGCUUCUCCGAAUGUGCGUCUGCUCGUAACCAAGGCGACAUUCAACCGAGUCUACAAAGGGGCCGUAUGCAGCAAUCGUUUGAAGAGGCGGCCCUCGCUUUGGAAGUUGGGCAAGUGAGCGGCAUAGUGGAGUCCAGCUCUGGAUUCCAUAUCAUCAUGCGCCGCGAAUAG